GCAGCAGUAGUAUUUCUCUUAUUACUCUCUCUCUCUCUCUCUCUCGUUUGCGCGGGAACGUAAAGCAGAGUGCAGAGGCGAAGCUCGAGCAAACCCUUCCGUCUCCCUCCGGUGAGCCUCUCCACCACCACCACCACCACCUCAGCGAGCUCCCUCCGCCCCUCCUCGCCCAUGGCGAAGGGGCGGAGUCGGAGACGAAGCCCCGGCGGCGGCGGCGGCGGCGGCAGCGGAGGAGGAGCCGUCGAGGUCCUCGUGCGCGCCUACGGGGACCGCGCGCGCUCGCUCAAGGACGCGAUCCUCGCCCUCCUCCCUCCGCCGCCGCCCGCGCCGGCGGCGUGCCGGUGCGGCGGGGGCGGGUGCCUCGGCUGCGGCAGCGCCGCCCACCUCCUCCGCCCCGGCGACCCCGCCGCCUACCGCGCCCUCCUCGCCCGCGCCGUCUGCGCCGUCUCCCCCGCCGCCCCCCCGCCGCCCGUCCUCUUCGCCGUCCGCCACCGACAGCCCGUGACGCAACGAAUGAUUGUGAAGAACAUGACGGAGUUGAUUUUGGAUAGCUCGUUAUCGAAUAGCAAUGUACUAUGCGGAAACUACGAUAAGCGACGUUGCUUCAGCCCCGUUGGUGAAUUUCUCUGUUCUUCUGCUUGGAAUCUUCUUUUGGUUAGGAUUGGCAGUCCUUUGAUGGCUUUUCUUCUCAGGCAUUCGUCUAUUUUUAUGCCUAUUAUGAAUAAUUGCUACCAUCAAGUCACUGGUUCUCGGCUUGAUGUAGUCCUUGAGAACUCAGGAUUUUUGCGUACCUCCUUUGUUUCAAAAAACAAGAAAGUUGCACUGAAGAAUAAGUCUUCUUCAGGACUAAAAGUUAAGAGAAAGCGAGAUGAAUUUGAGGAGAGACUCAACGCUGAUGCCACUUUGCGACCUCAUCAUCCGUCGAUUGUUGAUAACUCCAUUGAAGUUGAUGUUAUCAGCAAAUCUAUUUCGGAGAAUGAAUCCUGUGUCCUCAAUAAUUGUACUCCACAGCAUUGUAAACCACUCAUGCCACUCUCAUCUUCUUUACAUGCCAAAGAUAUGCAAUUACAACAAGCAGUGCCCACAGGCUCAAAAGACAUGUGUAAUUCUCUUUGUUCUCUUGUUACUGAUGCUUCAGAAGAGUCUAGUAAGCGUGGAAAGCGAAAAAGAUUGUUCAGUUGGCAGCGUCGCAAAAAAUACAAGGAACACUUUAGGAAAGGUACAUUUGUUGGAACUAUAAAGCCAAUUGUAUCUGAUAUAAAUGCCAAUAAUCAGCCUACACAACCAGAUAAGGAAAUGAAAUCUUUUUAUGACUUGGGUAUCUUGGGAGUUCAAUCUACAAUUCUGCAAGAGACUCAAGCUGAGAUUUCAUAUGGCCAUUCUGUUGUCAGUGAUUUGCCAGAUAAAGGACCUCAAACGGAGCUUUCAUCUAAAUGUGCUGGAACAUCUGAGAACUUGCGCGAACUUCCAAAUUGCUCUGAACAGAACGAUCGGAAGUGCUUUAUUAACUUCAUGCUGCAUGCUUGUCGAAAAUUACCAAUGGAUGCUGAAGUAAAGAGACGAUAUAUAUUUUAUAAUAGAUCAUGGCCUUUCUCCGUCUUCCCACGAAAACAUAUUUUGAAUAGAUUAAAGCCAAACAAUUCUGGUGCCAUCUCUCUUAUGAAGCAUAUUUUUGGCUUUUCUGGUGGCUGCUCAGAUCUCCUGCAUUGUACUCAUUGCAGUAGCUACAGAAUCUGCAAAGCUAAAUGCUUGUAUCACUCGCUGCUACAUUUGUUCAAAUCUCUAAUACGGAAUGCCCAACGUUGCCAAUAUCGAAAAUUAUUACUUAAACACUGCCAUGUCACUACUUUUAAGAAGUCGAACAAAGAUAAUGAUGGUGCUGCUUCAAAGGAAAACAACCAUGGUUCAAAUUCGUCAGAAGAUUCUGAUCCAUGUUUGGAUCCAUCUCAAUCAUUCUGUAAGGGCGACCAGGUGGUUUCCUUUCUAUGGGCUGUUUCUAGAAGCAUAGUGCCUUCAUCUCUACUUGGAAAUUCUAGUAGUUGGAGAUGUCUGAGAAAAAAUAUUGGGAGGUUUGUUCGGUUACGUAGGUUCGAAAAUUUCUAUCUAAAAGGAUGCAUUCGAGGGCUGAAGAUUUCAUCCUUUCCAUUUUUGUCACAAACUAUGCUGUCUGUGUGCUCUUUUGAUCGGCAAAAGGCAAAAUAUAAAUAUGGGAAUUCUGAAAAUGUAGGGAUGGAUACAAAGAUAUCAAAAAAUACCAAAAGAAAGUUGCAUAGAAACUUCGUACAUCGUUGGAUUUACUGGUUCUUUAACUACCUAGUUGUUCCCAUUAUUAGAGCAAACUUUUAUGUUACAGAGAGAGAAUCAAAAAGAUACGAUGUGUUUUAUUAUGCAAAGCCAGUGUGGAGGAAGUUAGUGAAGACAGCCAUUGUUGGCUUGAAAGAGCACAACUAUGAGCUUCUGGAUCCAGAAUCUUUGAGAUGCAUAUUUCAUAACAAACCAUUUCCAUUCUCAAGAGUUAGAUUCCUUCCAAAAGAUAAAACCAUCAGACCAUUAGCGAAUCUUAAGUCAUCACGUUGGAUGCAUCAUCCUCAUAAUAAGCUUGAUCGCUUUGGAAUGCGCAGUAAUGGAAGAAAGAAUUUUUUGUAUUGCAAGUCGGUGAAUUCUUCUCUCCAAGAAUUACAUACUGUUUUGAGAAGAGUAAAGGCCGAGCAUUCAGAAUUUUUGGGAUCUUCUGUAUUUGACUACAAUGAUGUCUACCAAAACUUCCAUCAAUUCCUUUGCAAACUGAAAAAUGGAUCAAAGGGGUUGCCUGAUGUAUUUAUUGUUGCUGCUGAUGUAUCAAAGGCCUUUGAUUCCAUUAAACAUGAUAUGCUGUUCAAGAUAAUGGUAGACGCUAUUGCAGAUGAGGGGUACUUUAUUAGGAAAUACGCACGACUUGUAUGCACAAAGAAGUCUUCAGAUGGCAUUUAUAACCGAGUAUCUUAUGGCUGUAUCUCCAGCUGUGCUAGUGGGUCUUCUGCACCUGAGGCUUCUAUUCAGUUGUCAUCUUCAUUUGGUGUUUUUGUUGAUCAGGCGAAAAUUCAAAGGAUCACGAAAAGCGAACUUCUUGAUUGUCUGUGUGAUCAUUUGAAGUGCAAUGCAUUACAGCUUGGUCGGGAUUUUUACAUCCAAAAACUUGGCAUACCUCAAGGAAGUGUUUUGUCCUCUCUUCUUUGUUCUUUCUACUACGGCGAAUUGGAAAGGAGCAUCAUUAUGCCGUACCUUGAAAAGACAUGCAAGCAAUCAGAUGGCAGUACUUCUAUGCCGAACCAUUUGUUGCUGAGGUUGAUUGACGAUUUUCUUUUCAUAUCUACCUCCAAGAAUCUUGCUACAAGUUUUUUUGACAGGUUGAGGGGAGGAGUCAGUGAUUAUAACUGCUUCAUGAAUGACAAGAAAUAUGGUCUUAAUUUUGACGUAGAACAUAGCGACCGUAUUCUUAAUAGGGUAUAUACAGGUGAUGAUGGCAUAUCUUUUGUGCCGUGGAGCGGCUUGCUUAUUAACUGUAGAACACUGGAGAUUCAAGCAGAUUACACGAGGUAUAGUGAGGUACAUAUUAGUUCCACUAUUACAGUUCAACAACAUGGUAGCCCAAUGUAUCAUCUAAAAUGCAAGAUGUGUGAUUAUAUGCGGCCAAAAUGUCAUCCUAUAUUUUAUGACUCUAACAUCAACUCUCCGGCCAUUGUGAGAUUAAAUGCUUAUCAAGCCUUUCUUCUAUGCGCAAUGAAGUUCCACUGCUACGUUUGUAGCAUGCCUGGUACCAAAUUGGAUCCAAAUGUUCUGUUGAAAAUUAUUGUGAAGACUUUCAGUUACAUGCACAGUCUCAUCAACAAGCGCAUGCAUGACAUGGAGCUCUACAACAUCCAUCCGGUUUUCCGGCUGAAGAAAGCCGAAACCGUUUGGCUCGGGCUUUAUGCGUACAUUCGCAUGCUGAGGAAGAAGCAAUCCCGGCACAAGGAGCUCUUGGCUUUGUUGAAAUCACGAAUCUUGAUGUACGAUGGUGUGGACUACAAUUCGCCUCAUCUGAACUACGCUGUCGAUGACUCUCACUCAUCAGUGUUUUGGAAACUCAAGUUCUAGAGAAGAAAGUGGAGGUGGGUUGUUUAUGAAGCAGUAUUUUGAUUUCAGAAGAAUGAAAAUUGUCUAGCUGGGAAAGAGAAUUAUUCUUGUGUUACGAAAAGAAAAUCUAAUUCUUCUGAUGUUGUUAUUGUUGUUUACAGAUUUUUCAUUUAAAUUGAAACAACAAACUUUACUCA
Ananas comosus (pineapple) is the source of this 4292-nucleotide messenger RNA. Its product is annotated as telomerase reverse transcriptase. Gene Ontology annotation, molecular function: telomerase RNA binding; telomeric repeat DNA binding. The record is from RefSeq and is a predicted model, not a curated record. Lineage: Eukaryota; Viridiplantae; Streptophyta; Magnoliopsida; Poales; Bromeliaceae. The transcript has 12 exons. Gene Ontology annotation, biological process: telomere maintenance via telomerase. Bases 172 to 4116 code for a protein of 1314 amino acids. Gene Ontology annotation, cellular component: telomerase catalytic core complex.